GAGGCUCCUCCUUGCCUUUUUACUUUUCAUGUCUUUUGACAGUCUGCCCAACAUAACCAACAUCUUCAACAUGGGCGACAUCAUGAACCGAACAGACCUGAAGAAGUUGGUCCCCCAACCCAAGCCCUACAAGAAGGGCCCCUACACAGUCGAGGCCAAGGGCUACGAGAAGAAGGACGGCGAGACCAUCCCUCGUGUACACCCGGCAGCAAAGGACGGUCUCAUCAGCACUCCCGCACCCGACAUCAAGACCAUCUACGAUGUUCUUCGCAGCAGCUCAAAGAAGUUCGGAAACGCAAAGGCGCUCGGAUACCGUACUUUGAUCAAGGUUCACGAAGAGGUCAAGCAGAUCAAGAAGGUCGUUGACGGCAAGGAGACUACCGUCGACAAGAAAUGGCAAUUCUCCGAGCUCAGCGCCUACACAUACAUCAGCUUCGUCGAGUAUGAGCAGCUCUGUUUCAAGGUCGCCUCUGGUUACCGCGCUCUUGGCAUGAACAAGGGCGACCGCGUCCACAUCUUUGCUUCUACCAGUCCAUGGUGGCUCGCUACUGCUCACGCCGCCUCCACACAGUCGAUGCCCAUCGUCACCGCCUACGACACUCUCGGCGAAGAGGGUCUGAUGCACUCUCUCAAGCAAACCCACGCCAAGCUCAUUUUCCUCGACCCUCAUCUCCUUACCAAGCUCAUCAACCCUCUCAAGGAGACCAAGGACAUCCAAUUCGUUGUCUACAACAGCCAGAUGGAAGUUAAGAAGGAGGACAUUGAGAAGCUCAAGGAGGCUCACCCUCACCUUACCAUCCUCAGCUUCGACGAGCUCACCAAGAAGGGUGAGGAGAACAUGGUCGACCCUGUUCCUCCCCAGCCUGAGGACCUUUGCUGUAUCAUGUACACUUCCGGCUCUACCGGAACUCCCAAGGGUGUUCUCCUCAAGCACAAGAACGUCAUUGCCGCUAUUGCCGGUGUUGAUGUGAUUGUCGGCCCCUACCUCGGACCCGGUGACGGUCUCCUUACCUACCUCCCCCUCGCUCACAUUCUCGAAUUCGUCUUCGAGUCCGCCUGUCUUUACUGGGGUGGUACCAUGGGUUACGGAAACCCCAGAACCAUCUCCGACGCUUCGGUCCGCAACUGCGCUGGUGAUAUUCGCGAAUUCAAGCCGUCAAUUCUGGUCGGUGUUCCCGCUGUCUGGGAGACUGUCAAGAAGGGUAUUGUCGGAAAGGUCGACAAGACUGGUGGUGUUGCCAAGCAGCUCUUCUGGGCCGGUAUGGCCGCAAAGAGCACCAUGAUGAACCACUCUGCCCUGCCUUUCACUGGUCUCGGCACCAGCGUUAUGGACUCUGUUGUCUUCAGCAAGAUCAAGGAGGCUACCGGUGGCAGACUGAGAAUUUGCUUGAACGGUGGUGGUCCCGUCGCAAAGGACACUCAGCGCUUCAUUUCCAUGGCCAUUGCUCCCAUGAUCAGUGGUUACGGUUUGACCGAGACUUCUGCUAUGGGUGCUCUCAUGGACCCCCUUGCCUGGACCGACGAGGCACUUGGUGGUCUGCCUGCUUCAAUCGAGGUCAAGCUUGUCGACUUCCCCGAUGCUGGCUACUACUCCACCAACAGCCCUCCUCAGGGUGAAAUCUGGAUUCGUGGUGACUCCGUUACUGACGGCUAUCUCGAUCUGGAGAAGGAGAACAAGGAGUCGCUCGAGGACGGCUGGUUCAAGAGUGGUGAUAUUGGUGAGUUCGACAAGAACGGUAACCUCAAGAUUAUCGACCGCAAGAAGAACUUGGUCAAGACCCAGAACGGCGAGUACAUUGCUCUUGAGAAGCUUGAGUCCAUCUACCGCGCCAGCAACGUUGUUGCAAACAUCUGCGUCUACGCAGACCAGAGCAAGAACAAGCCCAUCGCUAUCAUCGUUCCCGCCGAACCCGCUCUCAAGUCAUUGGCUUCCGAGAGUGGCUGCCAAGCUGGUGACCUCGAGGACAUGUGCCACGACAAAAAGCUCAACGAGGCUGUCCUGAAGAACCUUCAAGCCGCCGGUAAGAAGGGUGGUCUGGCCGGUAUUGAGAUCAUCGAGGGUGUCGUCCUCGCUCCCGAUGAGUGGACUCCUCAAAACCAGCUCGUCACUUCAGCACAGAAGCUGAACCGCAAGAACAUUCUCGAGAAGUACAAGAAGGAGGUCGACCAAGCCUACAGCUCGUAAGGACUCGAGUUCGCAUGUAUUCUGGAUUCCUCUGUCUCCUUCUUUUUUCGCGUUAUGAUUUUCAAUGAUGCCGGCGCAGGGUUUAUCUCCUCGAGCAACUGGGCGAUUUUGACAUUUUCUGUUUUUCUUCUUAUCAUGAUUAGGCAGGCACAUAAUUAUACCCGACUCUUGACUUUUCACACUCGCCUUCCCCUUCAGCUUUACCGGGUAUUUUCACAGCCGUU
This is a messenger RNA of Aureobasidium pullulans EXF-150, 2409 nucleotides long. RefSeq names its product acetyl-CoA synthetase-like protein. Bases 71 to 2185 code for a protein of 704 amino acids. Gene Ontology annotation, biological process: long-chain fatty acid metabolic process; long-chain fatty-acyl-CoA metabolic process. The transcript is spliced from 3 exons. The record is from RefSeq and is a predicted model, not a curated record. Gene Ontology annotation, cellular component: lipid droplet; plasma membrane; endoplasmic reticulum. NCBI's taxonomy places the organism in Eukaryota, Fungi, Ascomycota, Dothideomycetes, Dothideales, Saccotheciaceae. Gene Ontology annotation, molecular function: long-chain fatty acid-CoA ligase activity.